UUAUAAAACAUGGAGAUUUCACCUUGGAGAGAGAGCUAUCAAAUGAGGUUCAUCUUCUACCUAGCAGAUGACCUCUCCUCUACAACAGAUUCACCAGGGAAUGCCGCCAUGGCCUCUCCCCUCUCACAGACCUACACCGUGUCCGUCCGUCUGUCCAACACAGAGGAGAAGCCGCUGACCAAGCACAACCUGCAGGUGCUGUCCACGAGUAUUCCUGAGCUGCACCAGCGGAUCACGGGCAGCACCCGGCCCUUCAGCUACCAUAAGGCCUACCUGCAGUGGGAUGCCCUGCCCAGAGAGUCCCCCAGACCCCAGACCUCCACUCCACCCAAAGCAUCCACUCCAGCCCGCUGCACUAUCCCACCCAAAUCAUCCACCCCCAUCCAGUGCACCAUCCCACCCAAGGCCCUGAGGCGCAGUCUGAGGAGGCCAGACGUCACCACCCACGCCACGCCAAACAAGGAAGCUCAGCCUUCCUCUACCACAUGGGGAAAUGAAACCUCGGCUCCUGAUUGGCUGAAAUGCGACGGGUCGUUCGUACCGGGCCUCGGCAACAAGGAGUGGACGACGGUGAGCUUCCAGAGCGAGGAGUUUGUGCGCUGCGUAUCGCCGGUGGCGUACACCGACAGCGCCAGCGACAUCGCCGGCAGGUGCAACGUCGCCGACUACACCGAGUACGGCCAGCUGGUGUUCUCCGUAGACGUGGACUUCCUCCGGAGUGCGGAGGCGGGAGGCGAAGAACUGACCCGUCCCACCGCCGCCUCCCCCGCAGCGGACUCACGAGACGAGAGGAUGAAACAGCCACGGACGCCGCCGUCCGACGGGAGGAAAGCUCCCAACAGCAAGAAGCGGCAUAGCGCCACCACGCGGCGGUCAUCAGGGGCCAAUCACCGCUCGCCAUCCAGAAGCCCCAUCAGGAUGUAAAGUGUACCCGUAAGAACUAAGAAAAAACAUCUAAAAAACACAUUGGUUCUCUUGCCGUUUUAGGGUAAAUGAAACAUUUAGAAGGUACACUGAAACUGCUGUUUGUACUGUAGAUAUUUGUAAAUGUCUUCAAAAUAACAAAAAAAAAGAAGACGUACAUCCUCUAUAGUAUGCAGAGAUAUUGUCUUCAAAAUUACUAAAAGACAUACAUCCUUUGGAGUAUGUAGAGACAUAGAAAAAGUGUUGCACAUAUUACUACUAAUAACUAGGUUUUCCAAUGAAACAAUACAAAAGGUAUUCCUGA
Molecule: messenger RNA, 1228 nt
Organism: Sardina pilchardus (European sardine)
Lineage: Eukaryota; Metazoa; Chordata; Actinopteri; Clupeiformes; Clupeidae
Exons: 3
Coding region: 10-924 (304 amino acids)
Source: RefSeq, a predicted model, not a curated record